GAGGCGGCCAACGGUCCGACCACACCGGCAGCCGAUAAGAUACUUAUUGGACGUAAUAUUCUUAUUAUACCCGACCUAUACAUCAACGCUGGAGGUGUGACCGUCUCAUACUUUGAAUGGCUUAAGAAUCUCAAUCAUGUCAGUUAUGGCCGAUUGCUAUUCAAAUAUGAACGCGACUCCAAUUACCACUUAUUAGAGAGCGUUCAGGAAUCUCUUGAGAAGCGAUUUGGCAAAGCGGGCGGACGUAUACCUAUAGUUCCGAGUGAGUCCUUCCAGAAGAAGAUAUCGGGCGCUUCCGAGAAGGAUAUCGUCCACUCCGGUCUCGACUAUACAAUGGAACGGUCGGCGCGGCAAAUCAUGAGAACAGCAAUGAAAUAUAAUUUAGGUCUGGACUUAAGGACAGCCGCUUAUGUGAACUCAAUCGAGAAGAUAUACAACACGUACAAAGAGGCCGGCCUUACGUUCACAUAACCGACAAACUCGCGUUUUUGUGGC
Messenger RNA from Oppiella nova, 495 nucleotides. Lineage: Eukaryota; Metazoa; Arthropoda; Arachnida; Sarcoptiformes; Oppiidae. The record is from the annotation of a GenBank genome assembly.